AGCAGCACCAUGCUGGAACAGGGUCAGCUAGUGUCAUUGGUGUCAGUGGGAGGAAUAGUGCCGCAUCAUUGGUGUCACUGUAAUGAGGGGGCACCAUCAUUGGUGUCAGUGGGAGGAAUAGUGUCCCAUCAUUGGUGUCAGUGGGGGAGGAUCAUUGGUGUCAGUGCCCCAUCAUUGGUGUCAGUGGGAGGAAGGACCCCAUCAUUGGUGUCAGUGGGAGGAAUAGCGCCCCAUCAUUGGUGUCAGCACGGGAGGAAUCGUGCCCCAUCAUUGGUGUCAGUGGGAGGAAUAGUGCCCCAUCAUUGGUGUCAGUGGGAGGAAUAGUGCCCCAUCAUUGGUGUCAGUGGGAGGAAUAGUGUCCCAUCAUUGGUGUCAGUGGGAGGAAUAGUGCCCCAUCAUUGGUGUCAGCACGAGGAAUCG
Messenger RNA from Staurois parvus, 420 nucleotides. Lineage: Eukaryota; Metazoa; Chordata; Amphibia; Anura; Ranidae. The record is from the annotation of a GenBank genome assembly.